Messenger RNA from Linderina pennispora, 1902 nucleotides. Its product is annotated as alpha-mannosidase. Gene Ontology annotation, biological process: N-glycan processing; carbohydrate metabolic process. Gene Ontology annotation, cellular component: Golgi membrane; endoplasmic reticulum. NCBI's taxonomy places the organism in Eukaryota, Fungi, Kickxellomycota, Kickxellomycetes, Kickxellales, Kickxellaceae. Bases 162 to 1769 code for a protein of 535 amino acids. The record is from RefSeq and is a predicted model, not a curated record. The transcript has a single exon. Gene Ontology annotation, molecular function: mannosyl-oligosaccharide 1,2-alpha-mannosidase activity; calcium ion binding.
CACAUAUCUUCUUUCGUUGCCACAACCAGUCCUGUCGUCAAACCUUCGCCACCGGAUAUACACGUCUUUUCUUUUGGUAUAUCUCGUUUUAUUGGUUUCCAGCUUUUGACCACGCCUAUCCUACUCCGCUACGCCAAGAUACCUGGGUGUGUACUCCAGUUAUGAAUCUCUAUCAGGCAUUCUUGUGCAUCGGUCUUUUCAGUCAGCUGAUUGUGGCAAAGCAUGUUCACGACGGGAUGAUGGGGCUAAAUGGCCACAUGGCGCGACAGCGCGACAUCAAUUCGUUCUCCAAGAAUCGCGUUCAAGCAACCAACUUCACGCAGAGCAACGACCUGAAGAGACUGCGUGCGUCGCGCGCCGCUGAUGUCCGCAACGAGUUCAAGCGCAUGUGGGAGGCCUACAGCAAGCAUGCAUUCGGCGCCGACGAGAUCAACCCGCUGACCAUGGAGGCAGUCACGUCGCGCAAUGGAUGGGGCGCAACUAUCAUCGACGCCCUCGACACAAUCUACAUCAUGGGGCUUGACAAGGAGUUUCAGGAUGCAAAGCAGUUUGUCAAGAAGGUCGAUUUUGACCACAACGACGGCGAGCCUUCGAAGGUGUUUGAAACCAAUAUCCGCUACAUUGGUGGGCUGAUUUCGGCCUAUGAGCUGUCAGGAGAUAGGGUCUUCCUCAAGCAGGCUACAGCGCUGGCCGACAAUAUGCUCGAAGCUUUCGACACACCCACCGGCAUCCCAUGGCAGAUGUGGGAUGUUCAGACCAGCAAGGGCAGCUCCGAGAAUGGUCCCUCGACCUACAACAAUCUGGCUGAGGUCGGCACCUACCAGCUCGAGUUCUUCCGCCUCUCCCAGCUGACACACGACCCGUCAUAUCACAAAGCUGCCCAGCGCGUCUAUGAUGUGCUGCUUGCAAGUAAUGAGCCGCAGAAGGGAACUAUCUUCUCAGUGCCUGGCCUCUAUCCGAUCUUCCUCGAUAUCAACACGGGCAAGUUCCUAAGCGGGAAGCCGAACCUGGGCGGCGGCUCUGACUCGUUCUAUGAAUACCUCAUCAAGACGUGGGCGCUGUCUGAUUUUAAGCUGCAGCGUAACCUCGACAUGUGGAGACAAAGCUUGGCGGGCCUCAAAAAGUAUGUCAUGUCUCGUGGUACCGACAAGCUUCUGUACAUGGGCGUGGGUGACGAUGAUGGGUUGGACUCCAUUUCCGACACAUUCACCUGCUUCUUCCCAGGAACAUUGGCCCUGGCCUCCCGUCUGCUCGACGACGAUGACUCCAUGAACAUCGCCCACCAGCUGCUGAUGUCGUCAUACGGUACAUUUGAGCGCAUGCCCACGCACAUUGGCCCCGAGAACUUUGGUUUCCUGCCCGACGGUGACGAUGACAGCGACCUCAACAGCAACCAGCAGGCUGAGAUCAAAAGGUACGGCUUCUACCUGGACCGGCCGUACUACUUAAUGCGGCCCGAGGUCAUCGAGUCUAUUUUCUACUUCUAUCGAAUCACUGGUGACGAAAAGUAUGCCAACUGGGUCUGGAAGAUCUGGGAGGGCAUCAAAGAGAACUGCGCGGUCGAAGGCGGCUUUGCUGGGCUACGUGAUGUCCGUAUUGGCCGCGAGGGCGGCCUUAUCGGCAAGCAGGAGUCGUUUGUGUUUGCCGAAACCUUCAAGUACAUCUACUUGACAUUCGCCGAGCCCAACGUCAUCUCCUUGGACGAGUACAUCUUCUCUACCGAGGGACACCCAUUCAAGCGCUUCAACUCAUUCAACGGCACCUUCUAACGCACUACUCAUCCGUGUAUUUUGCCCACCCUCAAGUUUUUACCCCCUCCUUCCUUGUUCCCCUCUUCACGUUCCUUGCCUAGCCCUUUCGCACGUUUUUACUUUUUCACAAUCCUUUAAUUCAAACCACCGC